AUGAAGGUGAUACCACCGGAAGUGGAGGAAUACCUCCAAAUGUUCCGUUUGGAUCGUGCGAAACUUCAAGAAAUCAGUGAAAAAGUGGAACAACAAAUGAAAUUGGGUCUCGCACAGACCAAAGGAUCAUCCAUUGCCAUGUUGCCGAGUUAUGUACCGGCGCUGCCUGAUGGAACAGAACGCGGAAAAUACGUUGCGAUCGAUUUAUCGGGUAAAAAUCUCCGGAUAAUGUUGCUGACACUUGAUGGAACUGAUCCACCGAAACACAACACCGUCAACUAUAUUGUGGCGAAUCACGUGAUGAAAGGCACUGGCGAUCAAUUAUUCACGUUUAUUGUCAAUUGUUUGCAACGAUUCCUUCAGGAAUUCGGUCUUGUCGAUGCGAAUUUACCGAUUGGAUUCGUAUUCUCCUAUCCGUGUGAACUCCUUUCAAUCCGUUCCGCCCGUCUUCUCUGGUGGACGAAAGGAUUCGAUAUCAAGGAUUGUCUUCAGAAAGACGUCGUCGCACUUCUGGAAGAGGCACUCGAGAUGAAUAUGUCGACAAAAGUGAGUAUCAAGGCGGUGAUGAACGAUACGGUUGGGCAACUGGCGGCCGCCUCGCACAAAUACGGUCCAGAGUGUACGAUUGGAGUGGUUAUUGGAUAUGGUUGCAACUCGUCGUAUCUCGAAAAAACGUCUCGAAUCACGAAAUUCGACGCGAAAGCGCGUGGUUACGAUCACGAGAAUAUGAUUGUGGUGACGGAAUGGGAGGAAUUUGGAAAACACGGAGAAUUGGACGAUAUUUUGACACAAUUCGAUCGGGAAGUCGAUGCCGCAAGUGUUCAUAAGGGAAAACAACUAAUCGACAAACUGUGCGGAGCUCUGUACAUUGGUGAAGUCGUCCGAAAAGUGUUGUCCCAAUUGUGUCUCGAUCGAGUACUAUUCGAAGGAACUCCGUGUGAAAAACUCGAUGAGGAGGAGUCGUUCCCGACGAAAUAUAUCUCAGAGAUUUUGGGCGAGGAAGAAGGUGUCCACAAGGCGUGUCGUCGUAUCUGUGAGGAGUUGGAAGUGGAAAUGCACGGAACUGUCGAUUAUCUGAUUAUACGAGAAGUUUGUGACGUCAUUUCGAGACGAGGAGCCAGUAUUGUCGCCGCUGCCAUCAGCGCUCUCCUCCGUCAUCUGGAACUGUCUUCCGUGAAAAUCGGUGUCGGUGGUGCAUUGAUUCAAUUCCAUCCAACAUAUCAUCAAAUGCUCAAAGAGAAAUUGGAAGAACUCACGCCGAUCACUAUGAAGUUCGAACUGGUCCCCGCCGACGAAGGAUCGUGUCAAGGAGCCGCUCUCAUCGCCGCCGUCGCCGAACGUCUUCAACUAUAA
Caenorhabditis remanei is the source of this 1353-nucleotide messenger RNA. RefSeq lists its product as uncharacterized. Gene Ontology annotation, cellular component: mitochondrion; cytosol. Lineage: Eukaryota; Metazoa; Nematoda; Chromadorea; Rhabditida; Rhabditidae. Gene Ontology annotation, biological process: glycolytic process; glucose 6-phosphate metabolic process; intracellular glucose homeostasis. The coding region runs from base 1 to 1353 and encodes 450 amino acids. The transcript is spliced from 9 exons. The record is from RefSeq and is a predicted model, not a curated record. Gene Ontology annotation, molecular function: glucokinase activity; D-glucose binding; fructokinase activity.